AUGGCCCUUAGAACAGUGCGCUUUGAAAAAGAGCUCCAGGAUGUUUUUGGGAAGACAGCACAAAUUUUGGGGACUGAGGAAACGCGCGUCAACCGUGUGGAACAGUUAUUGCUCCAGUUCGAGAACGAAAACCUGCGCCUGCAGCUGGACCAGACCAACCUCAAGCUCAGCAAGGCCUUGAACGCGGAGUCUGAUAUUCGCUAUCGAUUCCAGGCGGCUUGUGCCGAGCUUGACCAUCUUCGGAGUGCCUCGCGCAUCUCAUCUAGCGAGAUAGAAGGCCUUCAGUGUAAGCUUGCUUCCUUAGCCAGCGCCAGCUCCGACUCUCAAAAGGUUGUUGCGGACAACAUCCGUCUCUCAAAGGAUCUCACUGCCAUACAAUCAGAGGUGGAAGCGCUCCGGGCCCAGGAGACUUGUUCUCGUAUCCCAUUGACGGAAAAACAUGAUCUGGAGCGUCAAUUGAAAUCGCUCGAGUUGAGCAUGGCCAACGAAAGAAAUAUCCAUGAACACACGUUAGCCCGAGAAUCGCAGCAAGCCAAAGAGAUAGCGGCACUCAACGCACGUCUAGAAGAACAAAGUCGAAGAAUUGCAGAAGAGGUGCAGGCGCGGAAUUUCCGCGAACAGGAGAUCCGUCAACAGAGUCUCGAAUGGACGGCCCAACGGAUUUCCCUAGAGAGAAGAUUAGAGACUCUAAACCAAACAUCACACUCGACUAAUGACGUUCCCCAGGUAGGCUCAAAUGACAAACAGUGGGCGCAUGGAAACUCGAAUGACACGGAGCCUCGUAACCCUAUUCGCCGAACCCACCCCAAAACUCAACAGUCCGCUUCAAGGUUUAACGCGGAGCUAACUAUUGCAACGCCCGGGGCAAUUCACGCCCGGGAGAGGAAAAAGAAAUCGUCGGCACUACCCGGUGACAAGUCUUCGUUUUCAAUAACGCCUUUUCUAAACCGUACAGGCGGGCUCCCAGACUCUCCCAUUAGCUCUGAUGGCACAGACGAGCUUCAUACAAGCCAGGCCCUCUCUAAGGCUAGCCCGACCAACAACAACAAUAACUCUCAAUCUAAGCAUCAGCCAACGUUGGCGGGUAAAUCAGUUCCCCGACUCGCGCAAAGACAACCAUUUGAACCACCGGCGUCGAUCAUCAACACCAAACCGAAAGCCAUCCAGAAGCCGUCAAACAGAUUAGACACUGAGGGCUCUGCUGACGGAACUUCUACACUGGUCACCCACUUGACUACCCACGCACAAUCUAGGCCAAAGAAACGUAAACUAGGUGCACAGCGCGAGAAGAACCUAUUCGAUGGGGAGGACGAAGACGAUGAGCUACAAGACAUCAAAAAACCGGGCCGCAAGCUUGCUCCCGGUAGCAACACCAGCCGAAAUACUGGCCUUGAUCUUGGGCCAUUGUCUGUUUCGACUGGCAGCCACCUGUCGAGAAACCGAGACCUUGGUGCAUUGUCAGACUUCUCGCCCCUGAAACGCGAUAAAAGACGACAGUGA
Molecule: messenger RNA, 1500 nt
Organism: Aspergillus affinis
Lineage: Eukaryota; Fungi; Ascomycota; Eurotiomycetes; Eurotiales; Aspergillaceae
Exons: 2
Coding region: 1-1500 (499 amino acids)
Source: RefSeq, a predicted model, not a curated record